AUGCUAGCUGGACUACCAAACCAACUGGUCAUCCUCACUGACCAUGAAGCCCUCAAGUACUUCAAGUCACAGAGAUGCAUCACAGGUCGACAGGCUCGAUGGGCCAUACUACUAGCAGACUUCGACUUCAUAUUGCAGUAUCAACCAGGAGACAAAGGUGGUGAACCCAAUGCUCUCACCAGAAGGACAGACAUGCAACCAGCUGGUGAAGAGCAGGAUCACAAUGUGAGGCAACUACUGCCUCCUCGAGUGUUCAGGGAGACAGCAGACCAUGACUCAACCCUAGUGGCCCCUAUGCUCUCGAUGGAGUCCAUAGCAUCAAAAGGUCUCAGAGACCUGGUCAAGAUCUUCCAGCCCUUAGACCAAGAGCUACAGGAGAUACAUAGGAAGAAGCCCUUCGAGGUCAAGGAUGACCUAUGGUACAGUGGAGGAAGGUUGGUUAUCCCCAAAGUGAUCAUGCCAGGGAGGACCAACAACCAACACUCAAGGAGUGCCAAAGAGGUAGAUGGACAGUCUCUCUCUGUAGAGCAUCUGCAAUUCAUGGUGAUGACCCAAUGCCAUGAUGGUAUUACUGCUGGACACGUAGGAAGAGAUGCUACCAUCAAGGCAGCUCAACGACAUUACUGGUGGCCAAACAUGACAGCUUGGAUUGCAGACUAUGUAGCAAGUUGUCCUGUAUGUGCUAGGUACAAAGCUCCUCAUCACUGUCCAUAUGGUUUGCUACAGCCACUAGCAACACCAGACAGGCCCUGGGGCUCCAUAUCCCUUGACUUCAUCGAAGGACUACCACCAUCAAAGAAGUAUGACUCCAAGACCUAUGACUCUAUCUUAGUCAUUGUUGACAGGUUAACCAAGUUUGCCAUACUAGCUCCAACCCAUAAGACAGUCACAGCCAAACAGACUGCAGUGUUGCUAUAUGGACACAUGGUUAGACUUUUUGGAUACCCAGAUCACAUGGUCUCGGACCGAGGCAGGCAGUUCAUAUCAGGAGCAUGGAAGGCAUUUGCAGAGCAAAUGGGUGUGAAGCACUCACUUAGCAUGGCUUACCAUCCUCAAACUGAUGGUCAGACAGAGAGAGUCAAUCAGGUCAUAGAGCAAUACCUCAGGAUGUACUGCAACUAUGAGCAGGAUGACUGGGCCAACCUGCUGGACACUGCAGCCUUUGUAUACAACAACACGGUCCACAACAGCAUUGUCAAUGAUCCAGGUCGCUUCGAGUACCUCAUGGAUGGAAAGGAGCAUUGCAAGUACCUCCAGGAGCAGAUCAGAGAGGCACAACAUAGAUCAGUAGACCAGUAUAACAGGAAGCACAAGGACAUCGAGUUUAAGGUGGGUGAUAUGGUCUAUAUCAACCAUCGAAACUGGAAGACAUGGAGACCCACACCCAAGUUAGAUACCCGGUUUGCAGGACCCUACCCAGUUCAGGAACGGGUAGGACGCCGAGCUUAUCGAAUCACAUUGCCAGCAAACCUUAAGGUGCAUGAUGUGUUCCAUGUCUCCAUGCUUGAGCCAGCAAGAACAAGUUCUCUUCCUCAAUGUGCUGAACAGCCCACCAUACCAUCACUUCCAGAUGAGGACCUCGACUUCGAAGUCGAAGCACUCAUCGACAAGCGUUCACACAAUGGGACUACAGAGUACAAGGUGUUGUGGAGAGGGUACUCAGAAGAAGCUGCUUCAUGGGAACCAGUAGAGAACCUCAACUGUCCUGACCUCAUCCAGGAGUAUGAGGUGUCGGAGGGGGGACGAGUGGGUAGACAAAGUAGAGAAAGGAGGAGAGAACAGGAGGAGUAG
This is a messenger RNA of Ustilago hordei, 1791 nucleotides long. RefSeq lists its product as uncharacterized. Gene Ontology annotation, molecular function: nucleic acid binding. Gene Ontology annotation, biological process: DNA integration. The transcript has 2 exons. The coding region runs from base 1 to 1791 and encodes 596 amino acids. Lineage: Eukaryota; Fungi; Basidiomycota; Ustilaginomycetes; Ustilaginales; Ustilaginaceae. The record is from RefSeq and is a predicted model, not a curated record.